Molecule: messenger RNA, 3094 nt
Organism: Durio zibethinus
Lineage: Eukaryota; Viridiplantae; Streptophyta; Magnoliopsida; Malvales; Malvaceae
Product: subtilisin-like protease SBT3.9
Biological process (GO): proteolysis
Molecular function (GO): serine-type endopeptidase activity
Source: RefSeq, a predicted model, not a curated record
AUAGGCAUUACAGGUGGCAACCAUUAAGGUUGGAAAUUUUAAAACAAAUAAUUUUCCAUUUGAAAAUUGAUCAAAUAUGAACAUAUAACAGGUGGAAAUUUCAAACUACUACUGUUCUUUUUGCUGGCAACACGUUUUAGGGAAGAUGAGAUCAAACAGAUACCAAUGCACUAUCCAUUGUUCCGUUUACAGGGAAAAUUCGGUCAACCCAAAUUCAAGUCAACGUUUCUUCUCCACUUAUGCAUUUUCCCACUUUGAAAAUACGAUCAUUAGAAGCAAACAGACGACAAAAACUCCAUCUUCAAAUCAUGAUGACUAUGAAGAUUGUUAAACAAAACAAACAAGGUCUUAAAUGACACUGACAAAUGGCAUAUAUCCAUCGUGCACCAUAUGCACCUUUAAGCGUAAAUGCCAGUAGCAGUGGAGCAGGUAUCCACUGCGGUCCCCGCAUGCUUUCAAAUUAAACAUUCACUUGCACCAGUUUAAGCAGCAGCUGAUAGAAAUCACUGUGUAAUCUUCUUUUCAUUGCCUUUGUCUUUGAUAUCCUUUUUGAGGUCUUUCUUCUCUCUCUCAUGGCUUCUUUUUCUUCUUCAUGGCCAUGUGGUGCUGUUCUUGCUUUGUUACAUUCUUUGUUUCUUCACGGGCUUGCUUUAAGCAAUGUUUAUAUUGUAUAUAUGGGAGAGAGACAUACAGAUAAGCCAAAUCUACUUGAGGAUUCUCAUCAUCAGAUUCUUUCAGACAUUCUUGGAAGCAAAGAAUCUGCCAAGGAAUCCAUUUUAUACAGCUACAAACAUGGAUUUUCAGGGUUUGCUGCAGUCCUCAGUCAGUCUCAAGCUAAGCUUAUUGCAGAUUUCCCUGGAGUUGUUCGUGUAGUUCCAAACAGAAUUCUAAGUCUGCACACCACUAGAAGCUGGGAUUUCCUGCAAGUAAAGCCUCAAAUUGUGGAUGGGAUUCUUUCAAAAGGCCAUUCAGGCGUCGGGACUAUCAUUGGUGUCAUGGAUACUGGUAUAUGGCCAGAGUCUGAAAGCUUCAAAGAUAAGGGCCUGGAAGAGUUUCCAUCUCGAUGGAAAGGGAUAUGCCAGGAAGGAGAGGGAUUUAACCGUUCUCACUGCAAUAGGAAAAUUAUUGGUGCGCGUUGGUACAUUAAAGGGUACGAAGCUGAAUUUGGAAAGAUUGCCCUAAGUGAUGGGGUUGAGUUUUUGUCCCCUCGAGAUGCUUCAGGCCAUGGUACUCACACCUCAUCUACUGCAAGUGGUGCUCUAGUAGAAAAUGCAAACUUUAGGGGACUAGCCCAAGGAUUAGCCAGAGGAGGUGCUCCUUCGUCGUGGUUAGCUAUCUACAAAGUUUGUUGGGCUACUGGUGGCUGUAGCUCUGCUGACCUUCUCGCUGCAUUUGAUGAUGCAAUCUUUGAUGGUGUCCAUAUACUUUCGGUAUCUUUGGGCUCACCUCCUCCACUUUCCACCUAUGUUGAUGACGCAUUGGCUAUUGGUUCCUUCCACGCUGUAGCAAGAGGAAUUUCUGUUGUGUGCUCUGCUGGUAACUCUGGUCCUUUUCCUCAAAGUGUCAGUAACACUGCUCCAUGGGUUAUAACCGUUGCUGCAAGCACCAUAGAUCGAGAUUUCCCUGUUGUGAUCACCCUGGGGAACAACCAAACUGUUGUGGGUCAGUCUUUCUAUACAGGAAGGAAAGUAAACAAGUUUCAUCCUAUCGUGUAUGGAGAAGAUAUUGCAGCCACCGAUGUUGAUGAAAACAGUGCUGGAAGUUGUGAUUUGGAAACUCUGAAUGCCACUUUAGCGAGAGGAAAAGUAGUUCUUUGUUUCCAAUCCCGGUCACAGAUAUUAGCUGCCAUUGCUUCAAAAUCUGUGCUCAUGGUUCAGGGUGCUGCUGUUAUCUUUGCACAGUUUCCUACAAAGGAUGUUUCUUGUCCAUGGAGUUUUCCCUGUGUCCAAGUGGACUUUGCAGCUGCGACAUCUCUGCUGACUUAUAUGGCAGCAAACAGAAAACCAGUAGUCAAGUUUAGUUUCUCAAAGACGGUUAUAGGGCAACAGCUAGCCCCAGAAGUGGCGUACUUUUCAUCACGAGGACCCAGUUCCCUUUCACCAUCUGUGUUGAAGCCAGACAUUGCUGCUCCAGGCGUUGAUAUAUUGGCCUCUUGGUCCCCUGCUUCUUCCUCCAAUCUGCUGAAUUCACGUCAUAAUAAAGCAUCUCCAGUUAACUUUAAAUUUGAUUCAGGAACCUCCAUGGCUUGUCCCCAUAUCUCUGGCAUUGUUGCUCUGCUCAAAGGAGUCCAUCCCACAUGGAGUCCUGCAGCAAUUAAGUCUGCACUUGUAACAACAGCUUCUGUCAAGGAUGAAUAUGGCCAAAAUACCGUAGCCGAAGGAGCACCCCACAAGCAAGCUGACCCAUUUGAUUAUGGAGGUGGACAUGUUAAUCCAAAUAAAGCACUAUCCCCCGGGCUCAUAUAUGACAUGGAAAUCCCUGAUUAUGUCUGCUUCCUUUAUGCAAUGGGCUAUAACAGCACUUCCAUCAGCUUAAUGACUAGGGUUCACACCCCAUGUCAUAAAUCAGCCAAGUUCCUAGUAAAUCUAAACUUGCCUUCCAUCACUAUACCUGAGCUCAAGAAGCAGUUGACUGUCUCAAGGACAGUUACAAAUGUUGGUCCGGUAAAUUCUGUUUAUGUUGCUCGUGUUCAAGCACCCGCAGGCACGUAUGUGAGCGUCAAGCCAUCGAUUUUGUCAUUCAAUUCCACGACAAAGAAGCUGAAGUUUAACGUUACCUUUUGUUCUCAACUAGAAGUUCAAGGAAGAUACUCAUUCGGAAACUUAUACUGGGAAGAUGGUACUCAUGUAGUAAAGAUUCCUCUGCUUGUUAGAAUUAUCAUUAACAAUUACUUGUACGCAGAAACAUGAUCGCAGGUGCCAUAGUUUUGCAUCACUGAAUAAUAAACUUAGCAUCAAAUAAUUGUUCCUUUGUCUGAUUGCUGCAUCCUUUCAAAAUGUACUUAAUCAGAUUCAAUGCAUUCAGAACAAAAAUAUAGAAGAAAAGUUAAUGGCCCUUGUUGUUUUCCUUUCUUUUAAGGAAUAAAAAAAUAGAA